Molecule: messenger RNA, 2822 nt
Organism: Acanthopagrus latus (yellowfin seabream)
Lineage: Eukaryota; Metazoa; Chordata; Actinopteri; Spariformes; Sparidae
Gene: dgat1b
Product: diacylglycerol O-acyltransferase 1b
Exons: 17
Coding region: 352-1878 (508 amino acids)
Biological process (GO): triglyceride biosynthetic process
Cellular component (GO): endoplasmic reticulum membrane
Molecular function (GO): diacylglycerol O-acyltransferase activity
Source: RefSeq, a predicted model, not a curated record
ACAACACUUCUCUUGUGCUUCGCUCUGUUCUGGGAGGAGCAUGCACACUGGAACUUGUUCCUUGUUUUCUCUUCUUGGGACAAACCCUCGUAGUCUGACUCACCUGUCGGUUAACCUGUAGUACAAACUGCCGGUGUCCCAGGCUGUUGUCACUUCAUGUGGCGUCAUGAACACACUCCUACUUUCCUGUCAACUGUACGGAAAUCUGAGCUUUGGGCGGAUUGUACAACAGCGUGUUCACUUCCCCCUCUCCGGCGCUACUACGCUGCUGGUAGCAACAGGCAUGCUACUAACCGAAGUAGUAAACUGUACAAGUGAACGUAAAGCAGGUUUGUAGCUGUUUUUGUCAUCAUGGGGGAGUCGGACGCGAGGACCGGGGCCUUUACUCGCCGGAGAAGGGCGACUUAUGCGGCCGGGAGAGGCGCGAGUCUGCUGGCGAUGAACGGGAGGUCUGCGGCGGGGUGUGAGAGCUCGGUGGCCGCUAACGGCAGCAGAGGAGCUGGGCAGGAGAAGCGCGACCGCUCGCUGGAGACGGUCCGGUCCAAACCAAAGAGUGAGAAAAAGAAACACAGGAAUGACAUAGGUGACAGACUUAGCUGUCAUAAGACACAGCAGUCCCUGCUUAGUUCAGCCAGCGGUUUCAACAACUACAGAGGAGUCCUCAAUUGGUGUGUGGUCAUGCUGGUUCUGAGUAAUGCUCGCCUCUUCUUAGAAAACCUGUUACGGUACGGUAUUCUAGUGGACCCCAUUCAGGUGAUUUCCUUGUUUCUGAAAGAUCCCUACAGCUGGCCAGCAGGAUGCCUGGUGAUUGUGUCCAACAUCUUCAUUCUGGUGGCUCUCUACACAGAAAGGCAGCUGUCGAAGGGUUCUUUCAGUGAACUUAUGGGAUUUCUGGUCCAUUGCAUUAACCUGGCAAUAAUGUUAACGUUCCCUGCUGCAGUGGUCCUACUGGUCCCCUCCAUGACCCCAGUUGGUGGUGCGUUUGUUCUUGGCACCUACACCAUCCUCUCUCUGAAGCUAUACUCCUAUAAGGACGUCAACAUGUGGUGCAGAGAGCUGAGCACCUUCAAUGCCAAAAAACUGGCCAGGUCACUAUCUUGUCCGUCAGCACAGCACCUCAGUGGACACGACCGUAAAGUGUGUUACCCUGGCAACCUCACCAUCAGAGACAUGUACUAUUUUGUCUUUGCUCCGACUCUGUGCUAUGAACUCAACUUCCCUCGCUCGCCUAACAUCCGCAUGGGUUUCCUGCUGAGGAGACUGUUUGAGAUGCUGUUCUUCACCCAGUUGUUAGUUGCUCUCACUCAACAGUGGAUGAUUCCCAUCAUUCAGAGUUCCAUGAAACCAUUAGAGGACAUGGAUCUGUCCAGGAUGACUGAGAGACUUCUAAGAUUAGCUGUUCCUAAUCACUUGCUGUGGCUGAUGUUUUUCUACUGGUUCUUCCACUCGUCUAUGAACUUCACUGCUGAACUGCUGUGCUUUGGAGACAGACAGUUCUACAAGGACUGGUGGAACUCUGAGUCAGUGACAUAUUUCUGGCAGAACUGGAACAUCCCCGUACACAAGUGGUGUCUCCGCCACUUCUACAAGCCGCUGCUCAGGAGGGGAUUUAGUAAAAUAGUCAGCCAAUCAGCUGUCUUCUUCUUGUCUGCUUUCUUUCAUGAGUAUUUGGUGAGUGUUCCUCUCAGGAUGUUCAGACUUUGGGCCUUCAUGGGCAUGAUGGCACAGCUUCCAUUAGCCUGGUUUGUUGGCAGCUUCUUGCGCGGUAACUAUGGCAACGCUGCAGUGUGGAUCUCAAUCAUCAUUGGUCAGCCAUUCGCCGUCCUGAUGUACGUCCACGACUACUACGUCCUGCACUACAGACAGGAGGCUGACUGAAACACACACACACACACACACACCUUUCUCCCAGUUUGUCUCACUCAUACACCUAAACAAACAGUUACAGAAACAAAAAGUACCACUAGUGCCCAGUGGAGAUGACAGAUUAUCAUUAGGGUCUAAAUGUCAGGAUGAACUGAUCCCAUCCUGAUUAUAGCAUGUUUACACUAAACAACUUCAGUCGUCUUGCCAGGUACAACAUUUUCCUCAGUCUGGGGAAUCAUUGGUUAUUGUUGAUGUUGAAGUGGAAAUUGUAGAAAAAUGUUGAUUCUUGAAAUACCACUUUAACUUAAGGAGAAGUUUUUCACUUCUGUGAAAUAGUGGUGAUAUAGUAAAACAGCAUCUCACUCAGGUGAUUUUUCUAGCGGUUUCUUUUUAAAAACUUCUGGUAGCCACUUUAGUCUGACAUUGCUGAAUGGAUAAACCUGUAUUUGGUACAUCAAAAGCCCUUUCUUUGUUUUACCAUAGAGGCGUUGCUGCUCUUCAACUGUGUGCAUGGACAGUAUAAUGACUGUAACUGAUUUUUAUCAAUUGUCAAGUUGACAACAUGAAUCAAGUGCCUUUUAUAGAAGUUAUGACAGAGAUUAUAUGAUUUACUGUGUUUCCUCUUUCCCUUUUCUGGGAGCCAAAGGGGAUUUAUUAUUUCAGGUUUUACUGUAAGAUGAAACAUCAUUAGCAAAAGGUGAAUGUAUGAUUAUAGGAUUUUAUGAAAGUCCUUUUUUUUUUUUAGAUAUCAUUUUAAUUUGGCAUUAAGUUUGGUGUUCUUGUGUGUUUUUUUUCCUGUUUGCUUCAAGUGUGUUACAGUGGUACAGCAUUAGGUCCAAUCACAUGCGCAAAGUCACUGAGUUUGUGGGGGGGUUUUUUUGUCUGCAACUGUCUUAUUGGACUUCUGCCAAUGUCUAAUGAUGUGUCUAUAAAUAAAAUGUGUGUGUCUGAAAAUA